This is a messenger RNA of Eimeria tenella, 312 nucleotides long. Its product is annotated as thioredoxin. NCBI's taxonomy places the organism in Eukaryota, Apicomplexa, Conoidasida, Eucoccidiorida, Eimeriidae. Gene Ontology annotation, molecular function: protein-disulfide reductase activity. The transcript has 4 exons. The record is from RefSeq and is a predicted model, not a curated record. Bases 1 to 312 code for a protein of 103 amino acids.
AUGCCCGUCAAGCACCUUAAAGGCAUUGAGGAGUUCGACGAGGCGAUCAAAAACGGCCUCGCCAUCGUCGACUUCUUCGCCACCUGGUGUGGGCCUUGCAAAAUGAUUAGGCCAUUCCUCGAGGAGAAAAGCAACACCAUGACCCACAUCAACUUCUACGGGGUGGACGUGGACGAGAACCCGGAACUCUGCGAGCGGGAGAAGGUGCAGGCAAUGCCGACUUUCAAAUUGUACAAAGACGGAAAAGUGGUGGAAACAAUUGUGGGGGUUUUGAAGCCGAAGCUGGAGGAGGCGCUGAACAACUUGAAGUGA